AUGCAAGCGAGUGAACUGCGCGAAGUCUCCCUUGCCCUGCGCGCUGCCCGCCGCAGUCAAACCCCAAUCGAAACACCCACAAAGACAUGGCCCGCCCUCGAUGCCGAGGGGGGCUUCGAAGUUCAGCGGAUCACGGCUGAGGAAGCCAUUAAAAGCGGCGAUCGAUUGGUCGGAUAUAAAUUAGGAAACAUUGCCAAGGUGAUGCAGGAUGCGUUCGGACUUGACCAUCCGGACUACGGAUUCUUGCUGGCCAGUACAUUUGUAUAUGAGGGAACAACCCUCGAUCGGAAGCAGUAUAUUAAACCGUUCGUGGAGUUAGAGCCGGCCUUUGUGCUUCGCGGACCUCUGCGCGGGCCAAACUGCACCGUUGCCGACGUCAUAAAUGCGGUGGAUUAUGCCAUUCCCGCUAUCGAAAUUAUUGAUUCCCGUGUGAAGGAUUGGGCGAUCGAUCUCCCGGAUACCUUGGCUGAUAACGGUUCAACUGGCGCAGUGAUUCUGGGUGGUACUCCACGGAAGCUUACUGAGUUAACCUUGCGCGACACCCGGGGCACAUUACGUUUUAAUGAUCGAGAGGUUAUGUCCGGCAACACCGCAAACAUCCUCGGAAAUCCCCUUUCUGCUACGGCGUGGUUGGUCAAUCGACUGGCUGCCUAUGAUAUCGAGUUCAAGCCAGGCCAAGUGGUUUUGCCGGGUAGUUGCUUACAGGCCGUCCCCAUGGAGGAAGCGGGCCAUUGGACUUGCACGUUUGAGGGCUGGGGCACUGUCGAAUUUGACGUGGUAUAA
This is a messenger RNA of Aspergillus bombycis, 783 nucleotides long. RefSeq names its product 2-keto-4-pentenoate hydratase. The record is from RefSeq and is a predicted model, not a curated record. Lineage: Eukaryota; Fungi; Ascomycota; Eurotiomycetes; Eurotiales; Aspergillaceae. Gene Ontology annotation, cellular component: cytoplasm. Gene Ontology annotation, molecular function: 2-oxopent-4-enoate hydratase activity. The transcript has a single exon. Bases 1 to 783 code for a protein of 260 amino acids.